Colletotrichum aenigma is the source of this 1002-nucleotide messenger RNA. RefSeq names its product 3-dehydroshikimate dehydratase (gene qa-4-2). Bases 1 to 1002 code for a protein of 333 amino acids. The transcript has a single exon. NCBI's taxonomy places the organism in Eukaryota, Fungi, Ascomycota, Sordariomycetes, Glomerellales, Glomerellaceae. The record is from RefSeq and is a predicted model, not a curated record.
AUGAUGCCAAAACUCCCUUUUCGCAACAAAUGGGCGAUAGCCACGAUGUCUCUUGGCAAGCAUCCAUCGCAUACACUUGAGCGAAAGAUAGAAGCCACUGCCAGCUGCGGUUUCUCAGGCAUAGAGCUCGUGCAUACCGACCUCCUCCAUCAUGCCACGUCAAACGGUCUUUCUCCUCUGGAAUCUGCAAGAAAGAUCAAUAAUCUCUGCACAUCGCUGAGUCUUGAGAUUCUCAGCCUGAAUCCCCUGAAGAAUUUCGAAGGAAACCUUAGUACACCGUUGGAAGAACGACUGCGCGUUGCCAGCAACUGGAUCAACCUUGCUGUGGCAGCCGGUGCAAAGUUCGUCCAAGUACCAUCGCAGUUUCUCCAGCAAUCGACAAACGAUGAUGGUGUGAUCAUACCAGAGUUGCAAGCUUUGGCCGACCUUGCAGCCCAGAGUCGGGUCAGCAUCGCAUACGAACCAGUAGCCUUCGCUGCCUUUCACGCCCAAUGGCAAGAUGGCCUCCGUGUCGUCAAAAGUGUUGGCAGACCCAGCUCCAAACUCUGUCUCGACUCUUUCCAUAUCCAUAGUCGGCUGUGGGGCGACCCCUACGCUCAUACCGGUCAACUUCCAAACGGCGAGACAGAAAUCGCCGAAUCAAUGGCGCAAUUCCUCAAAGAAAACCCCAAGAAGCAUAUGUGCUACAUGCAACUUUCGGAUGGCUCUCGGUUUGACCCUCCUUUGACAGACGAUUCUCCCUUGUUCGAUGGCUUGGAGGUCAAAGAUGCCCGCUUGGCUUGGUCGCGGAGCGCUAGGACUUUCCCUGUGGAAGAGCCUGGCUACUUUCCUGUGGUCGAGAUUAUGAGGAAAUGGUUGGUGGAUUAUGGGUGGGACGGUUGGUUCUCUUUGGAAGGCUUUCUCAUAGAGAUGGAGUUGGAAGAAAGCGGCCCAGAAGCCGCGGCCGAGAGAGCAAGAGUUUCCAUACAGGCGUUCUAUGAGAAUGUGCAUUCAGCUGCUUAG